Molecule: messenger RNA, 759 nt
Organism: Penaeus chinensis
Lineage: Eukaryota; Metazoa; Arthropoda; Malacostraca; Decapoda; Penaeidae
Product: ATP-dependent RNA helicase A-like
Exons: 2
Coding region: 1-759 (252 amino acids)
Source: RefSeq, a predicted model, not a curated record
AUGAAGCUCUUGGUCUUAAUAUCAACACUCGUGGCUACGUCGUCAGCCACCCCUCAAGGCUACAGCUUAGGCACACCUUCAGGACCAAGUUUUGGAAUUGGAGGUUCAGGCUCAGGAUUUGGCUCAGGUGGAUGCGGUCCCGGACAGGUGCUUCACAUCGAUGGCAGGUGCGUCACUCCACGCGUCAGCCAUAAAGUUUACUUAUAUGACGCACCACCAGCACCACCAAUUACACAUGGUCCUCCACCGUACAUCCCUGAGCCAACCAUAGACACAAACAUCGUAUUCAUCCGAACUCCUGAAGGAGGACAAGGGCCAGAUCCCAUCGUUAUACCUCCACCACAGCAGAGGCACGUCCUGUAUGUUCUCAACAAACAGACACAACAGGGACAGGAAGUGAUUGAAGUGCCAGCACCACCAGCAACUAGUCCUGAAGUUUACUUCGUGAACUAUGCUGAUGGCGAGAACCCAGUACUUCCUAGCGGUGUUGAUCUACAGAGUGCCUUGAACGCAGCUUCUCAAGGAGGCGGUCAAGUGAUUGGUGGUGGUGACGGAGGUGUCGGCGGUGGUUUCGGAGGCAGCGGAGGUGUUGGUGGUGGUUUUGGAGGAGGAAUUAGCGGUGGAUUUGGAGGUGGUGUUGUUGGCGGAGGUUUCAUAAGCGGUGGCGAUAGUGGAGAACUCAUCUCUGGUGGAAGUGGCGGUGGAUUCAUCACAGGUGGCGUUGUUUCCACCCCCUCAAAUCUUUACAGUACACCAUAG